Chenopodium quinoa (quinoa) is the source of this 477-nucleotide messenger RNA. RefSeq lists its product as uncharacterized. Bases 1 to 477 code for a protein of 158 amino acids. The transcript has a single exon. The record is from RefSeq and is a predicted model, not a curated record. NCBI's taxonomy places the organism in Eukaryota, Viridiplantae, Streptophyta, Magnoliopsida, Caryophyllales, Amaranthaceae.
AUGGCAGCAGUGUAUAUAGAUGAUAUUAUUGUGACAGGAAGUGAUGAAUUAGAGAUCUGCAAAUUAAAAGUCCACCUGGAUGCUGUUUUCAGUAUCAAAAAUUUGGGGAAGCUUAGCUAUUUUCUUGGAAUGGAAAUUGGAUAUAUGGAUACUGGUAUAACUAUGUCACAGAAGAAAUUCACUAAAGAACUGUUGAAAGAAGCUGGUGUACAGGAAGACAAAACAGCAGUGACUCCUUUGCCUGUGAACCUUAAACUACAAGCAACAGAAGGAGAGCUUUAUGAUGAUCCUAGCAAGUAUAGAUGCCUUGUUGGAAAGUUGAAUUUUUUGACUCAUACCAGACCAGAUCUGUCAUAUACUGUGCAACAUCUUAGUCAGUUAUUGCAAGAACCUAGAAUGCCUCAUUUCAGGGCAUUGCAUCAUACUUUGAAGUAUAUAAAUGGAACAAUAGGGCAAGGCAUUUUACUAAGAAACUAA